AUGGAGAUCGAUGCCGGGAGCCCUCCCUCGCAGUCAUAUACGAUCCUACGAAUCAAACGCAAGAGAAAUGAAGAGCCUCUCGAUGCGCUAGGCAUGCCUUUCUUGGCUUGCCUACCCAAGUUCAUUCGCGUCUUCCAAUUCGCACAGACGGUCGAACCGGAGACGUGGAAGGAUGAAACUUCUCAACGCGAUCUAGAGGAACAAAUCACACGACUCGCCCGUGAACGCGCGACGGCCGCCCAGGAUCCCCAAAGUCUCUCUACGGCGCCAAAUCCAAAUCCAAAUCCUAGGGCGUCGCCGACGGUGGCCAAAGAUGAACUCUUCCGCCGGUAUACGGUCAUCCAGCAAGAAGCGGAAGGCGCUCGAAAACGACGGGCGACAAGCCCACCGCGCGUCAUCUCCGCCAAAGAUCUGCCUCCCAAGCCAAGAAACGGAUUCAAAUUGUACGACGCGGUCCUGUCGUCCGACUCUCCUCGUGCCGGCACCAGCGAUGAGGGCAUGGAUGCUUUCAGUUCUCUGCUGGAGGACUACCUAAAAAUGAACGAUAUCACGCCUUCCCCCGCCGUUGACAUCAUCCCGCCUUCAUCGUCGGAAGACUAUGUUUGGGAUCCAAUGUUGGCACACUGCAAGUUUUCGAGAGCAUCGCACCGUCUGCGGCUUACAAGCUACAGGACGGGGCUCCCUCCAUCUAUCACCGAUCCCUACGACUCUGAUUCCGAUGAGGAGGAGGAAGACGAUGCAGAUGAAGACUCCAAUGCGGAGGAAUAUUACAAGAAUGACUAUCCGGAUGAAGAAGACAGCGUUUCGGACGACGGGAACGUCGACGAUCGAGAGUUUUACGAAGAUUCAGAAGAGGAGGUCGAAUAUGACGACGGAUCUGAUCAUGAUUGGAGAUGACGAGAAAUUCGCUUGAGCAAGAAUCCUCCCCAUUGCUGCCAGCGCUUUGACAUCGCUGCACUAUUAGAUCCUAUUUGCUUAUACAAUGUCGUCGUUGAGGAGCGUAAACGAUAUCAAUGAUGGCACUCAGCGUCGACAGGCAGCUAUCUGCUAGUUGGCGAUGGCCUCUCCGCCAACAUCCCGGUACAUUAUUGAGUGUUCGAGCGCUGAGAGCGUUUGCGACCGAACGUCAAGAGACCCAAGAACGCA
Messenger RNA from Mycena citricolor, 1146 nucleotides. The record is from the annotation of a GenBank genome assembly. NCBI's taxonomy places the organism in Eukaryota, Fungi, Basidiomycota, Agaricomycetes, Agaricales, Mycenaceae.